GAUCAGGCUCAUCUGCUAAUCCGAUCCCUGCCACAAUGUUCAAGCUCAGUGGAACGCGCUCCAGCAUAAUGCGAGGCGUAGCUGUGGUGGCACACCAGUUUGUUUGACGAUGUUAUGCCUCCGGAGUCCAGACUACGCAGAGCCAGGCGGUGAAGGUCAUUCAGCUAUAUAUCAGUUUUGGUUAGAAACAGAUUCUUGGGGCCCUACUAUUAUUGCCUUUCCACAUUUUGUGAACAUCAAUUGAUGGAGUCCUCAGCAAAUGUGGCCAAUAGGAAGCACCACUUGCUGCCUUAUUUCAGCGCCACCACCGUAGGCAGCAUGCAUAUUUUGCCAGAAUGAUUGUGCGCACACUGAUUCCUUGAAAACGUUGCAGCAGCUCACUGGGCCCUUUCUGCACGACUCAUGUGUCUGCACCUGCUGCAGAAAAGUCGUCCACUGGUCGAUCUAUUUCUCACACAUCAUUCUCUGUGGAGAACACAGCAAAUGGCCAGGAUCACUACGUUGCCGGACAUCCCUGAGUCAUUGAAGCGCUCCUGGCAUCCUGCGCAACCAGCUAGGUGUGAGAGUGGUUCAACAGCAUUCUCAACCAUCAGCACAGCCGCAGCGAAUGUGAACAGAGUGUUCAUGUCAGUCAGCAAGACGUCUGUUUUAAAAGGCCAUGGCCUUGGGCGUGGUUCCAUACAGUUGCCUUGCUUCCCAGUUGAACCAAGUGGCUCUUUCUCGCUGCAUCAACCCAUGAGAGUUCUUGGGAGCAAGGGCAUGCGAAGCGCAGCGCCCUUGGACCACGUUCCUGACAUGCGGUCACGCAGAAACCAUGGGGCGCUGUUGGCAACCCCGGCGCCAGUCACUAAUGCCACUGCACUGCCUCAACAGAGUCCUUCAGUCCAAGAGACUGACGGAGAGUGUGGCACUCCCGAAGCUGGCCGAUUUGCUUGUGGAACUGCUGAACCAUCAACUCGACAUGAUUCUGACACAGAAAGUUCUUUCGACCGGGUGCCCGAGGGGUCUUCAGUAGAUACAACUAGCACGUCGGCAAGUGGUGAAUCACAAACUGGGGGGGGUAUAGAACCAAAGGCGAAGUUGCCCCCUGCGCGGCAGAGAAAGGCGGCAAGAAGAGCCCUUGAGAAAGCCGAGCUUGCGAGACGAGAGUCUGGAGGGGAGGCUUCAACGUCGGGCCAGGACGGAGUGGAGCCAACAGAAGAACCCCAGUGGAAAGCACGCCUGGAGGGAAGAGAAGCGACAUUGGAAGGAGGGGAGAGGGAGUACUUGGACCUAGGCAAGAGAGUGCGAUAUGUGGACGACAACACGGAGCUUAUUCAUGCCGAGGACUUCGACCUGGCGGUGGAUGUGCGCAGCCCUGGGGAAUAUGAAGAGGACCACGUCAUUGGGGCGAUCAACUGCCCUGUUCUGGACAACGAGGAGCGCGCAAUUGUGGGGACGAUCUACAAGCAGGAGAGUCCAUUCAAGGCGCGGCGCAUCGGCGCGGCCAUGGUGGCCAAGAACAUCGCGCGCAUCUUCCAGGAGCAGUUUGUGGACCUCGACAAGGAUGCGCGCGUACUCGUCUACUGCUGGAGGGGCGGGGAGCGGUCCGGUUUCUUCGCACACACCGUGUCACGCGUCGGGUGGCCCACGUUCAUGCUCAAGGGCGGCUACAAGACGUACCGCGCGCAGGUGCGCGCGUUCAUGGCGGGCCUGGGCACGUGGCCCGUCCACGUCAUCUCCGGCAAGACCGGCAGCGGCAAGGGCCUCAUGCUCGACGCGCUCCGGCGACACGGCGCACAGGUGCUCGACUUGGAGGCCGCGGCCAAUCACCGGGGGUCUAUCUUGGGCGACGCUCCUGGGGGCGAGGGCCAGCCCAGCCAGAAGCUGAUGGAGAGCCACAUCUUCCACCAGAUGCGCGGGUACACCCCUCGGCGGGUAACGUUCGUAGAGGGGGAGUCGAGCCUGCUGGGAAAGCUAAAAGUUCCGAAACCGUUGGUGAUGACAAUGCGGACAACGACCCACACGCAGGUGCACGUGCCGAUGGAGUGGCGCGUCAAGCACACCUCAGCGGGGUACACGCAUUUCUGGGACGACGCUGGCCGGCCACGGUUAAAAGGCAAGCUUGACCACCUCCGCCGACUGCGGGGGAACAAGACCGUCGAUCGUUGGUUUGCGCUGAUUGACUCGCACCCGCCCGGCUGGGAGGAGGAGUUCUGCGAGGACAUUCUGCAUGAACACUAUGACCCCGCGUAUUUGCAUAGCUUUGCUAGGGACAGGAUAGACGGCGAGACGGUAGAUGUCGAGGUGCCGGAUCUAGAAGAAGCCACGCUAGAUGCGUUUGCUAGGGAGUUGACGGAGAGGUACGAUUCCGCUGGAGCGACGAAGCUUGCAGGGGAUAGUGAGUAAUGCGCUAAAGAGGUGGUUGCGCCGUGCUGAAAGUCCCCUCCAGUUCCAGCGCUUAGUUUGGCAAAGGUGAAGAUGAGCAAUAGAGGUGUUUGGCGAUGAUGUGCACGCAUUAUUAGUUAAGGAACUUGUUGAAGCAGCUAGAUGGUUAAGCAGCACGUAAAGCUUCGAGAAUCUGCCCUUUUCGUUUGAUGAGAUCACUGAUCAAGACAUUUUGCGGACCAGGAAGAAACCUUAUUCCUGGGCUAAUGUUUCUUAGGCUUGGAUCUUAGCAUGAGCU
This is a messenger RNA of Klebsormidium nitens, 2665 nucleotides long. NCBI's taxonomy places the organism in Eukaryota, Viridiplantae, Streptophyta, Klebsormidiophyceae, Klebsormidiales, Klebsormidiaceae. The record is from the annotation of a GenBank genome assembly.